Molecule: messenger RNA, 627 nt
Organism: Diabrotica balteata
Lineage: Eukaryota; Metazoa; Arthropoda; Insecta; Coleoptera; Chrysomelidae
Source: the annotation of a GenBank genome assembly
AUGAUGCUGACAAUUAUUGCCUUCCUUAUUCAAAUAGCGUUUAGUGUUAGCGCACUCCAUCCUUCCUAUAGUGUAUUUCUCCAAAAACCUGCAGUUACUGAUAUUAUUCAAAAUAUACCAGUCUCAUAUCAUUCAUCAGGAGUUUCUGGUGGCAAUAGUUACUUCGGAAAUUAUGCACGCUCCAACUUUCCUGCCCAGCCUAUACCUGAUCCAUCUACCUUAGGUUGUGGAAACCCACCAGCAUCGUGUCCAAGCACAAGAUACAGGUCUUACGAUGGCUCCUGCAACAAUUUCAGAAAUCCUAUUCUUGGAACUCCAAAUACUCCGUACACUAGAUUAUUGCCUCAAAAUUAUGGAGAUGUCUUGAGAUCGCCAUUAAAUUUAACAUUCCACUUAAAUAUGGAAUAUUGGGAGAUAUUUGAAUCGGGAGAAGAAACAUGUAUUAUCUGUGGAGCAGCAGGAGAGACAUACUUGACAGAAGAAGAACUAGAAGCUAAAAGAAUGACUUUAUCAUUCAUCUCUUGCUCCAAUAACAAACAGGUAGCAUUAGAUUCAUUUCGGAAAGAAAUAGAUUCCUCAGAAUCAGGCUCGGGAAUAGGAAGACGAUCUAUUCUACCUAACAAAUGA